Messenger RNA from Saprolegnia diclina VS20, 207 nucleotides. RefSeq lists its product as hypothetical. Bases 1 to 207 code for a protein of 68 amino acids. The record is from RefSeq and is a predicted model, not a curated record. The transcript has 2 exons. Lineage: Eukaryota; Oomycota; Saprolegniomycetes; Saprolegniales; Saprolegniaceae.
AUGGCGGCGAAGCGACCGACGCUGCACCUGCGCUACUCUGAGGAGGCGACGAAGGACCCGGCCACGCACAGCAACGCAGCGCUGCUGCACAAGGCCUUGCGCUACCGGCGUAAGUCGCACGUCGGCGCGGCCACGACCAACGAGCUGUACGACCGCUGGGGCGUCAAGUGGCACAAGGUCGAGAAGGACGAGGCCAAAGCAUCAUAG